AUGGAGCCUUACAAGGAGAGUGUGAACACAGAACAUAUAAGUAUGGUGAUCGUGGCUCCUGAUAAUCAGGAAAUGGAGCAGUCACUAGGAUAUGACUACGAAGUAUUUUUAAGCUUCAGAGGACCAGAUACCCGUACGGAUAUUACCGAUUACCUUUACACCAGCAUGAUUGAAGCUGGAAUUCGGGCAUAUAAAGACGAUGAAGAACUCCGUGUUGGGGGAGACAUCGGUGAUCAGCUUCUCUAUGCGAUUGAGCAGUCAAAGAUCUCCAUACCAAUCUUUUCUAAAGGUUAUGCCGAUAGUACAUGGUGCCUUAGGGAGUUGGUCAAGAUGGUGGAGAGCAAGAACACGAGGAGACAUAAGAUCAUGCCCAUUUUCUACGAUGUGACACCAUCUGUGGUAAAAUACCAGACAGAGCAUUACGGAAAUGCUAUGGUUUCUCAUGCAAACAAGAAGCGGUUUGAUGAUGAGACUAUCAACAAGUGGAAGGCUGCUCUCAAUGAGGUUGGGGCCCUAAAGGGAUGGGACCUCCAAAGCAUGCGGAACAGAGGCAAAGGUGAAUUUGUAAAAGAAGUUGUCAAUAACGUUUUGACUGAGUUGAAAGCCGCCUACUUGGAAGUAUCUGAUUGCUUAGUCGAAGUAGACAACCACGUGGAUGAAAUCAUGAGGGUGAUAGGUACACACAACGAUGAAACAAAUAUUGUUGGAAUCCACGGAAUUGGUGGCGUGGGAAAGACGACUCUCGCCAAAAUAGUGUACAACAAACUUUGUUGCCAUUUUGUUAAUUGUUGCUUCCUUUCCAACAUCCGAGAAACAGAGAUUACGCAUUUGCAGAAUCAACUUAUAUGUAACAUCCUUAGAAAGAAAUGGCCUGAUGUCAACAAUAUCAUGGAAGGGAAAAAGGUGAUCAAGGAAAGGUUAUGCUCUAAAACAGUUCUUCUUCUACUUGACGAUGUUGACGAAGCAAUUCAACUUGAUGCGCUUGUGCAGAAGCGUGAGUGGUUUGGUAAAGGAAGCAAGAUCAUCAUUACUACUAGAGAUCGGGGAAUUCUCAAUGUGCCUACACUGGUUGAUGAGACUUACGAACUUAUAGGCAUGGAUUUUGAUCAUUCUCUUCAACUUUUUUGCAAACAUGCUUUUAGAAGAGAUUAUCCUGUAGGGCGCUGCAUCUUUCAAUCUGAAAGAGCAGUAAAUAUUUGUGGCGGUCUUCCUUUAGCUCUCGAGGUAAUAGGUUCCCUUUUAUCUGGAAAAAGAGAAGAGGAGUGGGAUUCCAUAUUAAAGGAGCUAGAAAAAUUUCCUCAGGGGGAUGUUCAAAGGAAGUUGAUGAUCAGCAUCGAUGCAUUAAAUGAAGAUCAAAAGAAAAUUUUUCUUGAUGUUGCUUGUUUUUUCAUUGGGUUUGAUAAAAGAAUUGUGAUUCACAUGUGGGAAAGCUGUGAAUUUCUUCCCCAUCAAUCCCUUGGAAUCCUCCAGCAAAGAUCUUUGAUAAAGAUUAGAGAAGAUAACCAAUUGUGGAUGCAUGAUUGGUUAAGAGAUAUUGGAAGAGAUUUUAUACGACAAGGGAGUGGUAAGAAACCAGAAAAGCAGCAAUGGGUGUGGACACAUGAGCAAGCAGCGGAGGUUCUGGAGAAAACGCAGAUAGGAGGUGAUGUUCGUGGAAUUGAUAGUAUUGAAGCAAUAUGUCUCAAGCUUGAUAAAUUUUCUCAAUACUCCCUGAUUAAAGAAUGCCUUGCAAGGCUUUUCAAUCUAAGGUUCCUUCAAGUGGACAGCAAAGACUUCAAGGGAAAUUACCGGUGCUCCAAUUUUGUUCAAACGACAUUUGGCCCACGUAUCCUUCCAGAGUUGAGAUGGCUUUCAUGGAAUUACUUUCCAAUGGUUUUCAAGCUUACCAAUUUCUCCAUGAGGAAGCUAGUAAUCCUUGAUCUCUCAAUGAGUAAAAUCACGGAAAAAUGGAAUGGAUGGAGCCACAUCAAGUUGGCUAAGAAUUUGAAGGUCCUAAAUCUGACUGAAUGCCAGAAAUUGCAUAAAACUCCAAAAUUUUCUUUCCAUGAGAAUUUAGAGCGACUGAUUCUCGAAGGAUGUGAGAAUUUGGUUCAAAUUGAUCCGUCCAUCAGUCACCUCAAGAAGUUAGUCUUCUUAAACUUGAAGUAUUGUCACAGUCUUCGAAAGCUACCAGACGAGAUGGGAGCACUGGAAUCUUUAAGGGAACUUCUUCUUGACGAUACAUCAAUAGAAGAGAUCCCUGAAUGGAGAAGCAUGAAGAAAUUGGAGAUUCUCAGCUUGGACACAUGUACAUCGCUGAAUAGAUUCAGUUUGGUUGGUUGCACAGCAUCAGCAGCAAAGCUCUCAUUAGUCGAUAGCCGUCUUACUCAAUUUCCUAAAUCGAUUGAAAAUUUCAAUUCACUGAUUGAGUUGGAUCUAUCGUGGUCCACAAUUGAGGAGUUACCUGAUUCGAUUGGGAACAUGAAGAAUUUGAAAGUACUCAAGAUGGGCAACAGCUCUGUUAAAAAACUGCCUAGCGCCAUAGGAAUGUUGGAGAAGCUUGAAGAACUAGAGGUAGGAGGUCCAAAUUUUGGGGGAGAAAUUCCUGGUAAUAUUGGGAAGCUACGAUUUCUGAGAACCUUGGUAUUGAAAGGCACCAGAAUUUCGGUACUGCCUCGGCUUCCAGAAAGUCUGAUCACUCUUUACUUUUAUACAUUCUCCAUGGAGACAAUGCCCGACCUCUCAAACCUAUUAAAUUUGACAACUUUGCAGUUGCAAGUUUUUCGUAUGGGUCCUUCAAAACUUGAAGAAUCCCCAAGUCCUUGGUGGAUUGGAAGAUUACGCAUGCUCAAGUUCUUGGAUUUGUAUACUUCUCGUAUCAUCACCCUAUCCUCUGAUCUUACUCUCCUUUCUCAGCUGAAGCAGCUCCAGCUCCAGUGCCGCAAUUUGCAAUGCCUCCCUAGGCUCCCGACAAAUUUGUCAUACUUAGCCAUCAAGUUCUGCAGGAGAAUAAAAACGACGAACGAUCUUUCGAACUUGAAAGCAUUAUCAGCUUUGGAAAUUCUUGAUUGUGAAGAGCUAACAGAGAUUGAAGGCCUUGAAGGUUUGGAGAACCUUAGAACAUUAAAGCUCUCGACACUUCCAUUGUUGGCGAAGUUGCCUGAUCUAACAAACUUGAAGAAGCUCAAGAAAAUUGAUCUAAAUGAUUGUCCUAAGCUGUUAGAGAUUCAAGGGAGUCCAGAAUCGUUGGAGAUACUUGACAUUACAAAUUGUCUUAAACUACAGAAAUUGCCAGAUCGAUCAAGCUUCAAGAAUCUAAAAGUUUGUGCUGUUGGAAUAAAACCUGCCUCUGGAGGAGAUCUGCCUCUUGGAGUUCGCUUGUUGGAGUUUGAAAACUCAAAAGCCAUGCCCGCGGGAAAUUUCGAGUUCAUGAAGUUCGUUACUUGA
Messenger RNA from Rhodamnia argentea, 3426 nucleotides. Its product is annotated as disease resistance protein RPV1-like. The coding region runs from base 1 to 3426 and encodes 1141 amino acids. Gene Ontology annotation, biological process: defense response; signal transduction. Gene Ontology annotation, molecular function: ADP binding. The transcript is spliced from 6 exons. The record is from RefSeq and is a predicted model, not a curated record. NCBI's taxonomy places the organism in Eukaryota, Viridiplantae, Streptophyta, Magnoliopsida, Myrtales, Myrtaceae.